This is a messenger RNA of Misgurnus anguillicaudatus (oriental weatherfish), 979 nucleotides long. It is a transcript of the gene oip5, whose product is annotated as opa interacting protein 5. The record is from RefSeq and is a predicted model, not a curated record. Gene Ontology annotation, biological process: chromosome segregation; CENP-A containing chromatin assembly. Gene Ontology annotation, cellular component: nucleus; chromosome, centromeric region; chromatin. NCBI's taxonomy places the organism in Eukaryota, Metazoa, Chordata, Actinopteri, Cypriniformes, Cobitidae.
UAAAUAAAUUACGUGUUCGACUUCACGCAAAGCUGCGCAGACCGAUCGGCGUAUGACAUCAAGUACCGCGAGAGAUUUCUGUGCUUUCGUGUUCUUUCAAAUAGCUCUCGCGAAACUUUGACGUCAUACACGAAUCAGUUUGUGCAUCGCCACCGAAGUCAAACACGCCUUGAGCUUUUUUAAACGUGCAAGCUGAGCGGACCUUGAUACAAUUUUUCUGAAAUUAUGUCGAAUAGAAGUGGAUGUUCACUCGAAAGCUCUUAUGAUGCGGGUCCUUGUGACUCGACACAAACAAGUUCAAUUGCAGAUCAGCUAAAAGCAAUGAAAGACAGGGAAAUCCGCAGCGUAGAUUAUAUGAAUUGUAGUGUUCUCCAGUGUAUGUCCUGCAACGCCGUGCUUGGAGACUCUCUCGGCAUCUGUGGGGAAGUCCAGAGCCUUCAGGUCAUCGUUUGUUUAAAAGUUUCUAAGGAUGUGAGGGUGAGCAAAAAGAUGGAAAUGUCCUUGGAUGGUCAGCUAGCUUUUUCCACCUACCAAGUCCUUCAAUGUGCGGGUUGCCAAGGUAAUGUUGGCCUGAUUCUUCACUCCACCCCAGAGCACCUGUCCGCUUUAAGAAAUCUCUUCCUUUUACGAAAAGAGCUCAUAAACUGCUACAUGCUAAGAAAUAACAAAUGUGUUAAAGCCUCAAAAAUGUGCUUCAAACACAGACCUAUGGACAUAAAUAUUAAAGAGUUGAAACAAGAUUUAGAAGCCCAGCUGAAGCAUAUCAAGAUUUUGGAAGAAAUGAUGGACAAACUCGGCACAUACAGUAUAAACUAAAGUAAUGCCAAGAAAAGCAUACAGCUUUCUUGUUCACAAAUAUAUUUUUGUAAAGUAAUAUUGAUAGAAAUGUUUGCUACGUUGACUUGAAACUACAUUAACCUAUGUAAUGUCUCAUUUACCUCAUUUAUGUACAGAGAAAGAUUAAAAAUGCAUAUUGUAA